CCGCUAUAUAUAACGAACAGCUCAUUUCCUAGGGUUUAGUCGCGCCGCAUCAUUUCAGAGCUCUCGCCUUCCUCCUCUCUCGCGGAGACCACCAAACCCUAGGCGCCAUGUCUCUCGUUGCGAACGAGGAUUUUCAGCACAUUCUUCGUGUUCUCAACACCAACGUCGAUGGGAAGCAGAAGAUCAUGUUCGCGCUAACCUCGAUCAAAGGUAUCGGCCGGCGAUUCGCCAACAUCGUCUGCAAGAAAGCCGACGUCGACAUGAACAAAAGAGCUGGGGAGCUCUCUGCUGCAGAGCUUGAAAAUCUGAUGACAAUUGUGGCUAACCCCCGCCAGUUCAAGAUUCCAGACUGGUUUCUGAACAGAAAGAAGGAUUACAAGGAUGGUAGGUACUCUCAGGUUGUUUCUAAUGCAUUGGACAUGAAGCUCAGGGAUGACCUGGAACGCUUGAAGAAGAUCAGGAACCACCGUGGACUGAGGCACUACUGGGGCCUCCGAGUCAGAGGACAGCACACUAAGACCACUGGCAGGCGAGGAAAGACUGUUGGUGUCUCUAAGAAGCGUUGAACUCUUGAGCUGCAUCUGGUUGUAUUUUCCUACUGUUGGAAGUUCAUUUAGAUACUAUGUUUAGCUCGACUUAUUUGUGAGGGUAAUAUCUAGUUUUUUGGCGACAAUUUUGGUUAUCUGUUGAACUGUUUGGAAGCUAUUUCCCCUUGAUUGGUACUUUGUAUGGAAUGGUUUCUUCAGCUUGAGUUCAUAUAUGCGAAGUUAAUUUGCUUUUAAGCUGCUA
Molecule: messenger RNA, 789 nt
Organism: Asparagus officinalis (garden asparagus)
Lineage: Eukaryota; Viridiplantae; Streptophyta; Magnoliopsida; Asparagales; Asparagaceae
Product: 40S ribosomal protein S18
Exons: 4
Coding region: 108-566 (152 amino acids)
Biological process (GO): translation
Cellular component (GO): small ribosomal subunit; ribosome; cytosol
Molecular function (GO): RNA binding; structural constituent of ribosome
Source: RefSeq, a predicted model, not a curated record